Mizuhopecten yessoensis (Yesso scallop) is the source of this 1324-nucleotide messenger RNA. Its product is annotated as astacin-like metalloprotease toxin 5. Gene Ontology annotation, biological process: proteolysis. The record is from RefSeq and is a predicted model, not a curated record. The transcript has 11 exons. NCBI's taxonomy places the organism in Eukaryota, Metazoa, Mollusca, Bivalvia, Pectinida, Pectinidae. The annotation marks the transcript as partial. Gene Ontology annotation, molecular function: zinc ion binding; metalloendopeptidase activity.
AUUCACUAGAAGCUCUGACUAGACUACUAGCUGAACUGAAGAACCAAAAGAAAACCCAGAAUGACCCAGCCACUCCGAAGCCUGAAGCGCAGGAUCCUCACAGGACACAUCAAGUCAUACUUUCAGGGAAAGGACCAGUCACGUAUGCGUCUCGUCAUCCAGGGUUGCAACAACCGAUGAAAGAGGAAAUAUUGCCAUCGGGAGACAAACGGAAUAUCAAAUUAGCAACCCAACUAUGGGAUAAUGGAACCGUCCGAUAUACCUUCUCGGCCUCAAGUAAUAUAAGUAUGACAAACCAAGAAAAGAUUCGUAAGAUGAUGGACAAGAUUGAGAAGUCAACUUGUAUCACAUGGGAGUAUGUGCAGCCAAACUCUAAGGACUACCACGUACAAAUCGUGGACGGUAUAGGAUGUUACUCACAGACCGGAAAUGUCCAGUCUUACAUGUCGGGUACUGGACAUCAGAACAUCUCCCUGGAAAAAGACGGCUGCAUGGAUAACGGCACCAUUCUCCACGAGCUAUGUCACACCUUGGGCCUGGAGCAUGUACAAAGCCGGCCAGACCGCGAUACGUACAUAACUAUCGAUUGGGAUAACGUGUUAGGCGGACAACACAACCCGAAUAUGGAGAAAAAAACCCGAUUUGGUCAUGUUCAAUAUCCCGUUUGACCAGAGCUCUGUCAUGUUGUACACGCCUUAUUCGAUGGCCAAACAUAAAGGCACUAAGACUUACGUUUCUACGGACCCGAUGCUGGAUGUUCUGUCAUUGGAGGAUCACCAAGACCUAUCCUUCUACGACAAGCUCCUCAUCAACAGAGCGUACGACUGUGCAGGUCAUUGUGACCCAAAGGAUUGCAAGCAUGGGGAAUUCCUGGGCGAGGAUUGCACAUGUACCUGCCCGGAUGGUCUGACUGGAGAGCUGUGUGAAUCUGUUAUACAGGAAGGAAACUGUACCGAUCAAGACCACAAAGUUGUGAUUGGAUCUAUCGGCGAGACUAUUACUGUGAAGUCGAGUGGAUACCCGAACAGUUACCCUACCGGAUCGAAAUGUCGCUGGCUUGUUCAGGCAUGGUCACUGCAGAGUUUUUCAGAUUAGAUCCCGAUCAAAGCAUCCUCGACAUCAGGGUCUAUUACGUCACACUGUCCACCUCUGCCCUAAGUAACAUCCACUGCGGCUUGUUGUGCGUCAGGAAGCUUGGCACGUGCCCUUACUACGUUUAUGACGAAGCUACGACCACGUGUUACGGUCGACCAAACACGGCGUUUAUAGCGUACAACCCCGGAGAGCUGAAGGAGAUGCAAAGUUGGUCAAAGAUGGUUGACAU